AGUUUAGUCAGACGUGUCACACACAGCGCAUGGCAAUAGCAAGUGAAGUUACUAAACCUCUAUCACUUCCCCAGCCAAACCCAAGCCGCUGGACACUUUUUAAACCUGCUGCAUCAUGUAGGCUCUGUAAAAGGGGCGGUCCGCUUACGUAAGCACACAAGCCUCCAACCAUUCUGUAGCUCCGCCCCCACUCAGGGAAAUUAGUGUGUGGUAGUUCGGGACAAGUGAGCAUUGAGAGUGAGGCAGUGAGCGCGCUGACAGGAGGGUUGUACUCUACAGCGCUAAUACCUGCCCACCCAGAGAGCGCGCCAAGGCGGCUGAAUAGAGAGAACUGGCAGCUGACAGAAGAACUUAGCGAAGCUAUCUGUAUCUCAUCGGCUUGCGAAACAUCAGCCUCAGCCACACAGUUCCGUACCCACGUGCCGAAGAUGAAGGACGCCGAGUGUAAUGGCACCUCCUCACCCGGGGAUCACCCCGUGCCUCCCGGCCUGCAUCGCCCUGGAGAAUCCUCUCCCUCCCCUGGAUGCGGCCCCCGGUGCUGCCGGUUCCUACGGGGGAAUGUGCUGGUGCUGCUGACGGUGACGGGGGUGAUUUUGGGCGCAGGGCUGGGGAUGGCAGUGAGGCCGCUGAAUAUGUCCAAAGCUCAGAUCGCCUCUUUCUCCUUCCCGGGGGAACUGCUGCUUCGCCUCCUCAAGAUGAUCAUCCUGCCGCUGGUGGUCUGUAGUCUGGUGUCCGGGGCCGCUUCCCUCCAGCCCUCUGCCUUGGGCAAGCUCGGGGGAUGGGCCAUGCUCUUCUUCCUCGUCACCACGCUGCUCGCUUCAGGGCUAGGAGUCUGUCUGGCACUGCUCAUACGGCCGGGGGUGGGAGCCGAGAUGGAAUCGGGAAAAGGAGAUGGAGUCCCAGAGGGCAAGGAGGUGGUGGACUCGUUCCUGGAUCUGGUCCGAAAUAUUUUCCCAUCAAACUUGGUGUCUGCUGCUUUUCAGUCGUAUGCCACGAGUUACAAACUUGAACUUGUAAAUUCCAGUGUACAUGGAGACAUGAACAGCACAUGGGUUAAGGUUCCCUAUGGGCAGGAGGUAGAAGGUAUGAAUAUAUUGGGCUUGGUGGUCUUUGCCAUUGUUUUUGGAAUUGCACUAAGGAAGUUGGGCCCAGAAGGAGAAAUUCUUAUUCGAUUUUUCAACUCCUUCAAUGAAGCUACCAUGGUUCUGGUGACAUGGAUCAUGUGGUAUGCCCCUCUUGGUAUCAUGUUCCUUGUGGCGGGAAAGAUUGUGGAGAUGGAAGAUGUUGUCCAGCUCUUCACCAGUUUGGGGAAGUACAUAUCUUGCUGCAUUGUUGGCCAUAUGAUACAUGGACUGCUGGUUCUCCCACUCAUCUAUUUUGCAUUUACUCGGAAGAACCCAUACCGCUUCCUGUGGGGAAUUGUGAGUGCACUGGCAACAGCAUUUGGAACUUCUUCCAGUUCGGCCACACUUCCAUUAAUGAUGAAAUGUGUAGAGGAAAAGAAUGGUGUUUCCAAACAGAUCAGUCGGUUCAUCCUUCCAAUAGGAGCCACAGUGAAUAUGGAUGGUGCUGCUCUUUUUCAGUGUGUAGCGGCCGUAUUUAUUGCCCAACUUAACAACGUCUCCCUUGACUUCAUUCAAAUCGUUACCAUUCUUGUAACAGCCACAGCUUCCAGUGUGGGAGCAGCUGGUAUUCCUGCAGGGGGCGUUCUGACUCUUGCUAUAAUAUUAGAAGCUGUGGGGCUUCCGACAAAUGACAUUUCACUUAUCCUUGCUGUGGACUGGCUGGUUGACCGCACAUGCACUAUACUAAAUGUAGAAGGUGAUGCCUUUGGUGCCGGGCUUCUGCAGGUAUACAGCGACCGGACAGCUUCAAGUAACGAUGGCGCAGAGCUGGCAGCAGUACAAGUUGAAAUUCCUGGAGACCAUUUUGAAGGUGACCCACUCCUAAAAGCGCAUGCACGAUUAAACAGUGAUGGAGCAAGUGCCAUGGAAAAGGAGUCUACCAUGUGAGGAACUACUGCCUGCUGAAGGAGCAUGUUGGGACAACUGUCAAUUCAGAACCGGAGGACUGAUCCAAUUCUGGGCCUGGGGCUGGACGAACUGUACAGCUCAAGGGCUUUUAUUUUUAUAUAUCAUUUUUUAACUUAGCUAUUUAACUUAUGUUCACUGUUAUCAGAGCAGUUAGGUACUCUUAGUGAAUCAGGCCAGUCCCUUUUUAUUUUUAACUUCUGUUUCAGUCUUAGAACAAGUUUCAAUACCAGAAAGAAUGUACCUACUCAUGUGUGAUUUUUUCUUGUAUUUGCAACAUGAUGUAUAUUGAUGCAAUAACUGAGCUCAGUCUGCCCUGUGGGCAACCUACAGGAGUGAUUAGCAACACUAUGGGACAGAUUUAUUAGAAUUCCAAUUUUCGAAUUUUUUUUUAAGGUCAAAACUCAAAUUCAAAUUGUGAAUAAUCCAAACUAUUUGAAUUUUCAUUUGAAAUUUCGAGAUUUUUUUCAAACCUUGCCCCCUUUAAAAAUUUGAAUUCGACUAUUUGCCACCUAAAACCUACCGAGUUCAUGUAUAAGUCAAUGGGAGAGGUCCAAUGACCAAUUUGAAGAUGUUACUAGCCUUCGUGACAUUCGAGUUCCGGAGAAAAAACUCGAUUCGAGUUUAGUGAAAUUCAAUUUGAAUUUGAUUAGAGUUUUCGGGUCGGUAAUAUUCGUUCGAGUUUUAGAUAUUCCGUUUUUUUUAAAUUAGUUAAACCCCCCCCCUCCAACGAAUCUCAAGUAUAUUUGAGUGUAUUUGAAUUCACAUGAAUUCGAAUUCGACCUUUGAUCAAUUUGCCUCCCAAUGUAA
This is a messenger RNA of Xenopus laevis (African clawed frog), 2840 nucleotides long. It is a transcript of the gene slc1a5.L, whose product is annotated as solute carrier family 1 member 5 L homeolog. NCBI's taxonomy places the organism in Eukaryota, Metazoa, Chordata, Amphibia, Anura, Pipidae. The record is from RefSeq and is marked provisional. Gene Ontology annotation, molecular function: neutral L-amino acid transmembrane transporter activity; L-aspartate transmembrane transporter activity; symporter activity. Gene Ontology annotation, cellular component: melanosome; membrane; apical plasma membrane. Gene Ontology annotation, biological process: neutral amino acid transport; L-glutamate transmembrane transport; L-aspartate import across plasma membrane.